ACAAAAUGGGUCAGUUAUUUUGCUGCGUAAAGGUGGACCAGGCAACAGUGGCCAUGGAAGAGAAAUUUGGGCGGUUCCAGGAAGUGCUGGAGCCAGGGUUUCACUGCGUGCCAUGGAUUUUUGGAACCCAAAUCAGAGGCCAUCUUUCCUUAAGAGUACAAAAACUGGAUGUCCGCUGUGAAACGAAGACCAAGGAUAAUGUUUUUGUGACUGUUGUGGCCUCUGUUCAAUACCGUGCUCUUGCAGAAAAGGCCAGUGAAGCUUUUUAUAAGCUGAGUGAUACGAGGGGACAAAUUCAGGCGUAUGUAUUUGAUGUUGUUCGUUCAAGUGUCCCAAAGAUGAAUUUGGAUGAUGUAUUUGAACAAAAGAGUGAGGUUGCUAAAGCUGUUGAAGAUGAACUUGAAAAGGCUAUGACAAACUAUGGAUAUGAGAUAGUGCAAACGCUCAUUGUAGAUAUAGAACCUGAUGUGCAUGUGAAGAAAGCAAUGAAUGAAAUAAAUGCAGCUGCAAGAAUGAGAGUAGCAACACAAGAAAAAGCAGAGGCAGAGAAAAUUUUACAAAUUAAAAGAGCAGAAGGAGAAGCAGAAUCAAAGUAUCUAUCAGGAGUUGGUAUUGCUCGGCAAAGGCAAGCAAUUGUGGAUGGGCUGAAAGAGAGUGUACUUGCUUUCUCAGGGAAUGUGCCUGGUACAAGUGCAAAGGAUGUGAUGGAUAUGGUGUUGGUGACACAGUAUUUUGACACAAUGAAAGACAUUGGAGCACAUUCUAAGACUUCAUCAGUUUUCAUACCCCAUGGGCCUGGUGCAGUUCGUGAUGUUGCUCAGCAGAUCAGAGAUGGACUGCUUCAGGGAUCACAUGCUUAUCAGUAAAUGUUCUCUCAACAAAACCAGCAACAACAUUCAAGAUAAUGGACAUGGUGAUAAUAAUGUUUUAAGGGUUUGAAAAACAUACUGUGAAUCUUUCUUUGUUUUAUUUGUCAAUUUGCAUCUACACUUAUGUCUUUUCCGUUAUAUAUGCAUGUUUUAUACAUUACAUUGGCAGCUCGUCUUGCAUGAUGAAAUGCUGAUUUUAGAAAAUUAGUAUACUAUUUGUGAAUUUGCAUCCAUUAUUUUUGGAUGCCAUGAAU
Molecule: messenger RNA, 1123 nt
Organism: Cryptomeria japonica (Japanese cedar)
Lineage: Eukaryota; Viridiplantae; Streptophyta; Pinopsida; Cupressales; Cupressaceae
Product: hypersensitive-induced reaction 1 protein
Exons: 5
Coding region: 6-866 (286 amino acids)
Source: RefSeq, a predicted model, not a curated record